AUGAAGUUCACCGCUCUACUGCUGCUGCUCGGACUGGCUGCCCUCGCGGCGGCGUCGGACGAUAUCGAUUGGAGUAAGGUGCGCCCGAUCUCGCGCAUGCCCCGCUACUGGCGACGCAUCCCGAAAGAGUUGAUGCGUCAGAUGACGCUCGAGCUGAAGGAUUUGCCGAGGCACCGACCGGAGGGUAGAAUCGUCGGUGGCUACGUAGCCACGCCCGGUCAGUUCCCGUACCAGGUUGCGUUGGUUUCCCAGUUUCCCGAGGGUGGCGCAUUGUGUGGAGGUUCGGUCCUGAGUGCAAACUUCAUUCUAACUGCUGCCCAUUGUGUCGAUCAAGCAAGCGGAGGUACCGUCAUUCUGGGAGCUCAGGAUCGUACUGAUGCCGCUGAAGCGGGACAAGUACGAAUUCCAUUCGUGCAGUCGGGAAUCUAUUAUCAUCAAGAGUGGACUCCUGAGCUGAUCCGUAAUGAUAUUGCCACGGUUCGUAUGCAAAGUCCGGUGACGUUCUCCGACCGCAUCCAACCGGUUACGCUGCCGACCUGGAGUGACGUGGAGAACGAUUUCUCCGGCAUCACCGGAACUGUUUCCGGAUUCGGACGCUUCUCCGAUGAUAUACCGGAGGCGUCGAAUAUUCUUCGUUACGUCGAUAAUCCGAUCCAAACCAAUACGGCGUGUAAUAUUCGAUUCUUAGGAUUGAUCCAGCCGGAAAACAUUUGCUUGUCCGGUGACAAUGGUCGUGGUGCCUGCAGCGGCGACUCCGGUGGUCCGUUGACCAUUUCGCGCGGCGGAGAUACCGUUCAAGUCGGUGUUGUCUCGUUUGGUCUGGCGCUGGGAUGCGAACGCAACUGGCCGUCCGCGUUUGCUCGUACCACCUCGUUCCUGCAAUGGAUUCAGGCUCACUCGGAUGUGAUCAUCCAGGCUUAG
Messenger RNA from Sabethes cyaneus, 921 nucleotides. Its product is annotated as brachyurin-like. The record is from RefSeq and is a predicted model, not a curated record. The transcript has 2 exons. Gene Ontology annotation, biological process: proteolysis. NCBI's taxonomy places the organism in Eukaryota, Metazoa, Arthropoda, Insecta, Diptera, Culicidae. The coding region runs from base 1 to 921 and encodes 306 amino acids. Gene Ontology annotation, molecular function: serine-type endopeptidase activity.